Molecule: messenger RNA, 360 nt
Organism: Puccinia graminis f. sp. tritici CRL 75-36-700-3
Lineage: Eukaryota; Fungi; Basidiomycota; Pucciniomycetes; Pucciniales; Pucciniaceae
Exons: 1
Coding region: 1-360 (119 amino acids)
Source: RefSeq, a predicted model, not a curated record
AUGGCAAUCAUCACUGCAGCUCGCGACUGCUCUGACCUCUCUGUUCUUCCUCCUCCAAGUCGCAAGCAUCUCGCCGCCUUGCGACUGCUUUCAGCUCGCGAUGCUUCACAUCACCCCGCAACCACUUUCUUUCAACUUGGCAUCAACACCGACUCCUUCCGUUCGCGAUCAUCACUGCAGCUCGCGACUGCUGUCAACUCUGUGUUCUUCAUCUAUCCAGGCUUCUUCCAGUCACAAGCAUCACAUAACCCUGUGACCGCUUCCAACUUGGAAUACUUCAUCAACACCUGCCCCUUCCAGUCACAAUUAUCACUGCAGUUUGCGACCGGUUUUGUAUCAUUCCCCGGUCUUACUUGUUGA